AGACAAUGUAGGAAGGACAGAAAUUAAAGAAACCGGAACGUCUGAAAUGGAGAGAAUUCUAGGAGAAGACAGACUUGACCAGCUGAAGAACUUCUCCAACCAAGUGUUGAAGUCUGAAAAAGGAGGGCAGCUCAGUAAAGACUCAAGUUUGCAACUAUCGUUGGGUAGGUUUGACUCGAAGGUUGAACGGUCGAUCCUGCAUCAAGAGAUAAAGUCGAGAUAUCCACACCUAAAAACUACAUCCACAGACUGCCAGUUCUAUGUAGUACCGGACGACACCUACGGGGUGUUUUGUUCCUUACUAGACAGAAGAGUUGUAGAUAAUUUUAUGAGGUUUGUGAACAAGAGAGACUCCACGGAGGUGUUCAGGUUCCCGGAGUGUGGCUCCAAGGAGCGGAGGACUGAGCUACACAGGGCUGUGGCAAGGCAUUAUGGGUCCUUCCUUGAGACCAAGACAUUUGCAGAGGAGGGGGAGGGGAGUUUCAUUGUUGUACGUUUCAGGGAUAAGGGGAGGAAGAGGAAGGGUCGAGAUGGUGAUACACCUGUGACGUUCUAUACAGGUUUCACCCUGUGUAAGAGGAACCUGGAGACCCUUGAUGUGAUCCAGCGGCUCGCCAGGUGUGUUUCUGCUCACCCCUCCGACUUCAGCUACGCAGGUGUGAAGGACAAGCGUGCCGUCACUUGGCAGGCCAUGGCGGCCAGGGGAGUCACACCUGACAGCCUCCGCUCUGCCUCUGCCCACCCCAGCCUGAGGGAUGUACAGAUGGAGAAGUUCCUCCUCCGUCAGCAGCCUCUGCACCUUGGUAACCUGGCAGGGAACGUCUUCAAGGUGCUGCUGAGGGAUGUGAGGCUCUGCCAGGGGGAUACCAGGGACAGGAGGCAGCUGGAGGCUGUGGUGGGGGCUGCCAUGGACAGUGUGAAGGAGACAGGCUUCAUCAACUACUUUGGUCUGCAGAGGUUUGGGUCCGCAGACAGCAAGUCCUUCGCCCCCCAUGUUGGGCGAGCUCUACUCAAGGGGGAUAUGGUGAGUGAUGAGUUCAGAGAAAUCUUGCAUCCCUCUCGCUGUUUGUUUACCGUUCAGAGCGCGGCUGUCCGAUGUCUGCUGCACCCCGACCCCGCUGACGACCCUGUCAACGCGGCAAAGGCGUACUACAUGCGGACCGGAGACAUCCCAGGCACGCUGUCGCGGAUGCCUGCUCACAAGACGCGGGAGUGCCUGCUGCUGAAGGCGCUGCAUCGCCAUGGGAACGACCUUGAGGGUUGCACCAAGGCGUUCCUGAACGUGCCUCACGCCAUGCGGGCGCUCUUCGUGCACAGCUACUGCAGUUUGGUGUGGAACCGCAUGGUGUCCCACAGGAUCCGCACAUACGGCCGGCGGGCGGUGGAGGGGGACUUGGUGCUGGAGACGGACGCGGGGAACAGGAAGUUUCCCCACCAGGUAAAAACUCUGACCCAGACAGACGUGGAUCAAGGCAACUACUCCAUCCACGACGUCGUCCUCCCGUUGCUGGGCAACAGCAUCCAGUAUCCUAGCAACCGUGUGGGCGAGGAGUACGCACGGGCACUGCAGGAGGACGGGAUGGAGAGGAGCAGCUUCCGGAUGCGAGCGCUGAAACUGAACAUCCCCGGGGACUACCGCCACGUGACCGCCCGGCCAAAGGACUUGGCAUGGGAGCUGCUGAGAGAUGCCGAUCUUCAAGACGACUUAAGAUCUGCUGCUACAGAGGGAAAGUCCUUAAGAGGUGAAAGUCUCUCUCAGACAUCCGGUGGAGGUGUCGAGAGAUGUGACACGCGGCGGGGGGAGGGUUCAACGGCGAACGGCGCUGUGUCGCAGGAGACUCGAGGCACGGACGACGGCAGUUCCCACGGUGACAGCUUUCACGUGCGGACGCGGUUUGCGCUGGACCCCUCCUGCUACGCCACCAUGUUUCUGCGGGAGGUAAUGAACACAUGAUAUAGCAUGUCAGCGGGUCGGAGUCCCCAGGAUGUGGGGGACAGAACCCAUUAGUGAGGGUUAAACACAACAGACCAGCCUCAUGUGGUGCAGCUGAGGAUCAGGUGAACACAAACUUCCGUAGCUGCAGCUUUGAACUGUGGCCAUGCUGGCCGAAGUUUUGGCACCAAAAUGAUUGGUGCUGCUGAACUUUUACAGUGCAAAAACUUGGAUCUUAC
Molecule: messenger RNA, 2172 nt
Organism: Branchiostoma floridae (Florida lancelet)
Lineage: Eukaryota; Metazoa; Chordata; Leptocardii; Amphioxiformes; Branchiostomatidae
Product: pseudouridylate synthase 7 homolog-like protein
Exons: 7
Coding region: 47-1954 (635 amino acids)
Biological process (GO): pseudouridine synthesis
Cellular component (GO): nucleus
Molecular function (GO): pseudouridine synthase activity; RNA binding
Source: RefSeq, a predicted model, not a curated record